AUGUCUUCUCAAGGAUCUAACAAUAAUGGUUCAUCUAAGGGUGCGAAUGACUCUUAUUCCACUGGAACCAACCCGCAAGGAAAUCAUUGGUGCCAUCGCGGUCCUUCUGAAGCAAGUGGGGUGUAUACCCCACCUUCUGAAAAUCCAAGAACCUCUCGUUGA
Dentiscutata erythropus is the source of this 162-nucleotide messenger RNA. The record is from the annotation of a GenBank genome assembly. Lineage: Eukaryota; Fungi; Glomeromycota; Glomeromycetes; Diversisporales; Gigasporaceae.